AUGCCUGCCGGGGCGCCCGCCACCGCUAUCACGACAACCUCGACGACGCUUCAGAUCGGCAUCUCGGAGCGGCUGGGGACGUUUCUCGAGUUUAAUGGCACCAUCUGGGCCUCCAUCAUCGUGGCCUUUGUCUGGAGUUGGGACAUCACGCUGGUAACUUCUUCGCUCAUCUUGUACGAGAUUCUGGUGUUGUGCAUCAUCCUGCCGACGACGGUCAAGGGCCAGGCCGCCACGAUCGAGGCGGACACGCAUAGCACGGCAGUCGCGAGCGAGGCCCUCGGCGGAAUUCGCCACAUCAUGGCGUGUGGCGCGCAGUCCCGCAUCAUCGUCCGCUACGGACAGUGGGUUCAGGAAGCGCGAACUCGGGCACAAAAACUGGCUCCCAUCAUUGGCAUCCAGUUUGGCCUUGUGUUCUUUGGAAUCUUUGGCGCGUUUGGACUUGCCUUUUGGUACGGCAUGCAGCGAUACAUCAAGGGCACCCUUGACAAUCCGGGCACGGUCAUCAUCGUACUGACGUCCGUCAUGCUGAUCCUGACGUCUCUCGAGCGCAUCGCGACGCCUCUGAUGGCGCCCGAUAUCGAGGACGAGGAUAUCGUCUUUGAAGACGUUGUGUUUGAGUAUCCUAGCCGUCCGGGCGCGACCGUGUUGGAUUCUGCCAACCUUCGUAUCAAGAUUGGCCAAAACACGGCUCUCGUCGGUCCGUCUGGCUCCGGGAAGAGUACCAUUGUCGGCCUCCUGGAACGCUGGUACUCCCUGCAGGACCAGCCUUUACUACCCCUCAUUGUCGAGUCCAAACUCCCCGAGAAGAAGAAAAAGGACGGUUCCAACAAGAAAGGUGAGGAGCCCGGCAAGGAAGAAAGCCAGACAAAACCGCAGGAUGCAGAGCAAACUGCCGCAGCCGUCGACGCCAAACCAAAGCUUUCGGGAAGGGUCAUGGUCGGAGAGUACAACCUCGAAGACCUCGACAUCACUUGGUGGAGGGCCCAGAUCGGCCUUGUCCAACAGGAGCCCUUUUUGUUCAACGGCACCAUCUAUGCUAAUGUGGCCAACGGACUGAUUGGCACGGAAUGGGCCGAUCUCCCGGAAGAGAAGAAGCGAGAGAUGGUCGAAGAAGCCUGCCGAGAAGCCUACGCUCACGAGUUCAUCGACCGUCUUCCCGAGAAAUACGACACCCGAGUGGGCGACGGUGGUGCCAAGCUGUCCGGAGGCCAAAAGCAGCGCGUAGCCAUUGCCCGAGCCAUCAUCAAGAAUCCGCGCAUCAUGAUCCUCGACGAAGCCACGAGCGCCAUGGACACCCGCAGCGAGGGAAUCGUCCAGGCGGCGCUCGACCGCGUGACCAAGAACCGCACCACCAUCACCAUUGCCCACCGCCUGUCCACCAUUCGCAAGGCCGACCGGAUCGUCGUGAUGCAAAAGGGACGCGUUGUCGAGGAGGGCACGCACGAAGCCCUCAUGGAGAACUCGGAGGGCGUAUAUAGCGGCCUUGUCCACGCGCAGGCUCUCCGCUUGUCCGAUUCCUCUCACGAGGAGCCGCAAGUUACUUCCGUCGCCGAUGACUUCAAUCCCGAGGCAGAAAAGGCGGCUGCCUACGACAGCGAACCAGUGAUCGAGGUCAUCGCCGGUGAAGCCGAGGAGACGAAGAAGAAGAAACCCCGCAGCUUAGUCCAAGGCUUCGGCAAAGCUUUGUACAUGGAGCGCGCCCAAUGGCCCCUCUACGUCUUGAUCAUCCUCUCCGGCGCAGCCGUCGCCGCCGGAACCCCGAUUCAAGCGUGGCUGUUUUCCAAAGUCAUCGGCGUCUUCCUCCUUACGGGCGACGAACUCCGGAGGGAGGCCAAUUUCUGGAGCUUGAUGUGGCUGGCCCUCGCCGGCGGCGUAGGGCUCGCCUACCUCGCGGCCGGGUGGUCCAGCCUGCGUGCGCAAUACAACGUCAGCGCCGUCUACAAGCAGCGCUACUUCACCGCCAUGCUCUACCAAAAGGCCGCCUUUUUCGACGAGGAAGGAAACUCCCACGGAAGCCUCACCUCCCGCGUGAGCGGCGACGCCAAGCAACUCGAGGAGCUGCUCGGGCUGAAUCUUGCUUUCUUCGUGUCCGGCAUCUUCACCAUCGUGGGCUGCGUCAUCCUCUCCUUGUUUUACGGGUGGCAGCUCGGCCUCGUGGCGACUUUUGUGACGAUGCCCAUCAUGCUCGCGUCGGGAUAUUGGAAACUCCGCCAGGAAGUCCAGUUUGACGAGAUGAACGCCGAGGUAUUUCGGGAAAGCUCCCAGUUCGCCACCGAGGCCCUCGGCGCCAUCAGGACCGUAUCUGCGCUGACCAUGGAGUCCGCCAUUGAUGCGCGCUACCAGCGCCUCUUGGACGCGCACGUCAAUGAGGCCAUGCGCAAGGCACGCUGGAACUCGGUCCUCUUUGGCUUCGCCGCGAGUGCCGGUCUUGGGUGCCAGGCGCUCGUCUUUUGGUACGGCGGAAGGCUCCUCGCCAAUGGCUCGUACACGCUCGAAGCCUUCCUUGUGUGUUACCUGGCAGCCAUCCAAGGCGCCGAAGCAGCCGGCCAGUCCCUCGGAAUUGCCCCCAGCGCGGCCAAGGCCAAGAGCGCCGCCAACCGCAUCAUGGACCUCAUCGAGUCUUCCAACGCCUUGCAAGAGGAGCAGCGCGCGCUCAAGGGUAGAGUACCCGACGUAAAGGGUGGUGCGGAAAUCGAGUUGAAGAACGUACACUUCAAGUACCCUACACGCGAUGUUGACGUUUUCAAGGGCCUCAAUCUUCGCAUCGAAAAGGGUCAGUUCGCCGCCCUUGUGGGGCCCUCCGGUUGCGGCAAAACCACCAUCAUCUCCCUCCUUGAACGCUUCUACGACAUCGCACCUGGAGACGGCGAGAUUCUCUGUGACGGCACAAACAUCCAAGACUACGACAUCUUUGGCUACCGCGACACCCUGUCCCUCGUCUCGCAAGAGCCGACGCUCUUCCGCGGCAGCCUCCGCGAUAACAUCCUCAUCGGGGUAUCUGACCCGUCCUCCAUCUCCGAGGAAACCCUCCACGCCGUGUGCCGGUCUGCUUUCAUCCACGACUUUAUCAUCUCUCUUCCGGAAGGCUACGACACCGACGUCGGCACCAAGGGGCUUGCCAUGUCUGGCGGACAGAAGCAGCGCAUCGCCAUCGCCCGCGCGCUCAUCCGGAACCCCAAGGUCCUACUUCUUGACGAGGCCACUUCCGCGCUCGACUCCGAGUCUGAAAAGAUUGUGCAAGUCGCGCUGGAGAAGGCACGCGAGGGUCGGACAAUGGUGGCGGUGGCACAUAGGCUCUCGACGAUUCAGAACGCUGAUGUCAUUUUCGUGUUUGACGAGGGGCAGAUUGUCGAGAAAGGGACGCAUGACGAGCUAAUUCAAAGGAGGGGCGUGUAUUGGAGCAUGUGCCGAAACCAGGCUUUGGAUCAGUAG
Messenger RNA from Parascedosporium putredinis, 3432 nucleotides. The record is from the annotation of a GenBank genome assembly. NCBI's taxonomy places the organism in Eukaryota, Fungi, Ascomycota, Sordariomycetes, Microascales, Microascaceae.